AUGGAAAACAAUCAAGCUGCCAACAGCCGCCGCGGGUCUGUCAAGCGGCGAGUUCGUCGUGAUUCAUCAGUCAGCUCAACAAAGUCCCGACGAGGUGAUGGUGAUGAGGAUGUUUAUUCCACCAGCAGCUACUCUGAAUCUGCUGCUUCGUGCGAAGACCUACAAAAUCUGUCGUUAGGCAAUAAUUUCUGCGAAAUCAGUGGAGAUUUUGAUCUAAGCAUUAAUAUGGACAACUGGGCGACGAAUUCUGACGACUUUGCGCCGCCUCCGGUACUCGACAUGGGAUAUGUUCCUGAAUUAUCAAAUUCAGUGCUGGCUUUAAUUAACGACUACUCUGGCAAACAAAUUGAUAUCGAAAGUACACUGACCCAGGAGAGCGCUAACGCAAGCGAGGGGCAUGGGUUACAGUCGACAAACAAUACUGCGCAAGGAAAUGGUUCUGGCAUCCCCACUACAACUCCCUUUGACCAACUACCGAACCCUCCGAUGGCCCAAAUCGACGGCACGAGCCUGUGGGCAAACCAUCCAUUCCCAACAACUGGCAUGGCGUCCGAUGGACCAAAUUUUCAUGAGCUACAACCGGCCAGUUACGGUUACGGUGGAAAUCGUAACGAUCAUUUACUGUAUGUCGAUAAGAUGGAAGGAGAUGUUCCAUUUCCGCCCGUGAGCCAGAGUAACGGCGAUCAGUACAUGAUAUAUUAUGAUGAGGGAGGAUGCUUUGCUCCAUAUCCAGCAAAUGCAUCGAACGCUCCCAUCUACAGUGCUGAUGAUAGCACUGAUAAUGAACAAAUUCGACCUGAGAUAGCUGAACCGGCUGGUCGCAGGCGCCGAGGCCGCCCCGCUGUGUAUGCAAUCGAUCCUCAAAGGUUAACGCCGGCUCAGAAAACGGAAUAUGAUCGCAUCUGGCGAGAUAAGGCAAGCGAUCCAAGCUUUUCCGACAAGCCCGAGGAGGAAAAAAUAAAAAUUGUAAUUGAUCGUAUGCGAAACAACUAUUCGGUUGCCGAGUCGAGGAAGAACAAAGUUCAAUUUCAUGCAAAGGAAAGAGAAUUGCUACAUACGCUGAAGGAACAUAUAUUGAGUGAAAGAUCCCCUGAAUGUGAACUGAGACGUCAAUUGAGGACAAUGAUUCAUGAAUGGGAAGAGGAUAAUUGCCAAGGAAAUAAUCGAGUGAGUCUAUCUAACGGCGGCUCACAAAGAAGGCGUAACAAU
This is a messenger RNA of Mesorhabditis spiculigera, 1209 nucleotides long. Lineage: Eukaryota; Metazoa; Nematoda; Chromadorea; Rhabditida; Rhabditidae. The record is from the annotation of a GenBank genome assembly.